Molecule: messenger RNA, 1657 nt
Organism: Physella acuta
Lineage: Eukaryota; Metazoa; Mollusca; Gastropoda; Physidae
Product: eukaryotic translation initiation factor 2 subunit 3, Y-linked
Biological process (GO): formation of translation preinitiation complex
Cellular component (GO): cytosol; eukaryotic translation initiation factor 2 complex
Molecular function (GO): GTPase activity; translation initiation factor activity; tRNA binding
Source: RefSeq, a predicted model, not a curated record
ACAUCAUUAGAUCUAGGCUAACAUUUAUCAAGGAACUGAACCGGCGGAAGUGAAAUAAACUUGCAUCAGAAACAUGGCUGGAGAAAACGAAACGACAAAUCAAAAUCAAGUUUCUAACAGACAACCCCACUUGUCUAAACAAGAUAUAACCACUCUUGACAUAAAAUCAUUGACACCACUUUCACCUGAUGUUAUUAGUCGACAGGCAACUAUAAAUAUUGGUACCAUUGGGCAUGUAGCUCAUGGGAAAUCCACAGUGGUAAAAGCCAUCUCAGGAGUUCAGACUGUUAGAUUUAAAAAUGAACUUGAGAGGAACAUUACCAUCAAAUUAGGAUAUGCUAAUGCUAAGAUAUAUCAGUGUGAUAAUGAAUCCUGUCCUAGGCCAGACUGCUAUAGAUCAUGUGGCAGUGCUAAAGACGAUUCCUUUGUCUGUGACAGGUCUGGCUGUGGAGGAAGGUUCAGACUGAAAAGGCAUGUUUCUUUUGUGGACUGUCCUGGCCACGAUAUUCUUAUGGCUACUAUGUUAAACGGAGCUGCAGUUAUGGAUGCUGCACUACUUAUGAUUGCUGGAAAUGAGUCUUGUCCACAGCCACAAACAUCAGAACAUUUAGCAGCUGUAGAAAUCAUGAAGCUGAAACAUAUACUAAUCCUACAAAAUAAAAUUGAUCUUGUAAAUGAAUCACAUGCCAAAGAGCAGUAUGAACAUAUUCAAGCAUUUGUUAAAGGAACUGUGGCCGAAGGGGCUCCAGUGGUUCCAGUAUCAGCACAGCUCAAGUAUAACAUUGAUGUAAUAUGUGAAUACAUCAUCAAAAGGAUCCCCGUGCCUGUCAGAGAUUUCCUUUCAGAGCCCAGGCUUAUUGUAAUUCGAUCCUUUGAUGUGAACAAACCUGGAUGUGAAGUUGACGAUAUACUGGGUGGUGUUGCUGGUGGUUCAAUCCUCAGAGGAGUCCUCAAGGUAAACCAAGAGAUAGAAGUAAGGCCUGGAGUAGUGUCAAGAGAUCAGGAUGGCAAGCUAACAUGCCGGCCAAUUCUUUCAAAAAUUAUAUCACUCUAUGCUGAACAGAAUGAUUUACAGUAUGCAGUACCUGGUGGUUUGAUAGGUGUUGGUACAAAAAUGGACCCGACUUUAUGCAGAGGAGAUCGCUUGGUAGGUCAAGUACUGGGUGCAGUUGGUGCACUGCCUGACAUCUUUACAGAGCUGGAGAUUUCCUUCUUCCUCCUUAGAAGAUUGCUUGGAGUCAAGACAGAGGGGGAUAAGAAGGCUGCUAAGGUACAAAAACUGAGUAAAAAUGAGAUAUUGAUGGUCAACAUUGGCUCGUUGUCUACUGGAGGUCGAGUGUUAGCUGUUCGUGCUGAUUUAGCAAAAAUUGGUUUAACAUCACCUGUGUGCACUGAGGUCGGGGAGAAAAUUGCCCUAAGCAGACGUAUAGAGAAGCACUGGAGGCUGAUUGGCUGGGGUCAGAUUAGAAGAGGUGUUAAGAUUACACCUGAAUCCUAGUCAGCUGACCAGCGACUCCCACAUAACCUGAUACACAUUGUCCUGUAUACAUAAGGGCUGUUCAUGUGCUGAGCCAAUUUUUUUCUUCUCUAACUCCAUCAGCUUGUGUGCUGGAGAAUUUUAGUUUGGUUUCAGAUAAAUAAAAUCUUGACAACUGUA